AUGGACGGCCCAUUCAAUGCCGCAAUUCUCAUCGUCUCAACCACGGCCGCCAGAGAUCCCUCGGCCGAUGCGUCCGCAACGGUCCUCCGCGAGGUGCUGAUGCAGGAUGGCGCUGGCAGGUGGGAUGUCGUCGAUGAACGCAUCGUCUCAGACAACGUCCUUGACAUCCAGAGGAAUAUCAUGCCCUGGACCGAUGGCCCUGAUCCGGUCCAUCUCAUUGUCACUACCGGCGGCACCGGGUUUUCAGUAGCAGAUGUGACGCCAGAGGCUGUUGCCCCAAUGAUACACAAGACAGCUCCAGGCCUGAUCCACGCCAUGCUCUCUGCAUCUCUCGCGAUAACACCAUUCGCCAUGAUGUCUCGUCCCACAGCCGGUGUCAGGAAUAAGACUGUCAUCGUCACCUUGCCCGGCUCGCCCAAAGGGGCCAAGGAGAACCUCCAAGCCAUCAUCAAGACCCUCCCACACGCCUGCCUCCAAGCAGCAGGCGGAAAUUCAAGAGCAUUGCACGCUGGCGGCGUCAAAAAGCUCGAGGCAGAUGCUGGCAUUGAUCGUUCCCCGUCUCAAGCGUCGUCAACACAGCAUCACCACCAUCAUCACCAUGGACACUCUCACGGCUACAGCCAUGGUCCCGAACAGGGUCACGGCCACGCAAAUCUGCAGAGGUUCACCACCCCGAGCUCCACUGGCGCAUCUCAUUUAUCCAACGAUUUCAGCCUGGGCUCCGCGCGACGAUACCGCGAGUCCCCUUAUCCCAUGGUGUCCGUCGACGACGCUCUUGCGUUGAUUUCAGAGCACACCCCUGAGCCACAGACGGAAACCGUCAAGGUCGACGACAAGAUUGUUGGCCUGGUGUUGGCCGAGGAUGUCAAGGCGAAGGAAGAUGUACCCGCCUUCCGAGCCAGCAUCGUGGACGGAUAUGCCGUGGUCGUGCCCAAAGACGGCAACGUCAAAGGCGUCUUCCCCGUCACCGGCAUAUCCCACGCCGCCCCUGGAGAGAUGCCGCCUUUGAAAGAGGGAGAAAUCGCCAGGAUCACAACAGGCGCUCCGCUCCCCCCAGGGACCACCGCCGUCAUCAUGGUGGAAGACACCACGCUCAAGACCAUGACGGACGACGGCAAAGAGGAGAAGGAAGUCGAGAUCCAGGCCGGCGGCGUCACGGACGGCGCCAACGUGCGCGAAAUCGGAAGCGACAUUGCCCAAGGCGCCGUCAUCCUCAAAAGGGGAGAGCAGAUAUCCGGCGUCGGCGGCGAGAUUGGCCUCCUCGCCGCGGUCGGCGUGGCAGAGGCCCAAGUCUUCAAGCGGCCCGUCAUCGGCAUCCUCUCCACCGGCGACGAGAUUGUCGACUACGACCGGCCCGGCGGCCUCAAGCUGGGCGAGGUCCGCGACACCAACCGCAUCACGCUCAUCUCCGCCGCCAGGGAAUGGGGCUUCUCCGUCGUCGACCUGGGCAUCGCCAGCGACAAGCCCGGCACGCUGGAGGAGACGCUGCGCGCCGGCCUGCGCGAGGCCGACGUGCUCAUCACCACCGGCGGCGUCUCCAUGGGCGAGCUCGACCUCCUCAAGCCCACCAUCGAGCGCUCCCUCGGCGGCACCAUCCACUUUGGCCGCGUGGCCAUGAAGCCGGGCAAGCCAAGCACUUUCGCCACCAUCCCCGUCAAGGACAACGCCGGCAACCGCAUCUCAAAGGUCAUCUUCUCCCUGCCCGGCAACCCGGCCUCCGCGCUCGUGACAUUCCACCUCUUCGUCCUGCCGUCGCUGCACAAGCAGUCCGGCGUCACCCCCGUCGGCCUACCCAAGGUCCCCGUCACCCUGGCCCAUGAAUUCGGUCUGGACUCCCGGCCGGAAUUCCAUCGUGCCGUCGUGACCAUCGGCCAGGACGGCCUCCUGACAGCGAGCAGCACCGGAGGACAGCGCAGCUCCAAGGUAGGGAGCUUGAGAUCGGCCAAUGCGCUGCUUUGCUUGCCCGGUGGCAGUGGAAAGUUGGACAAGGGCUCCAAGGUUGAUGCUCUGCUAAUGAAUUCUAUACGCAGAGCAUGA
This is a messenger RNA of Trichoderma aggressivum f. europaeum, 2037 nucleotides long. RefSeq lists its product as uncharacterized. The coding region runs from base 1 to 2037 and encodes 678 amino acids. Gene Ontology annotation, cellular component: cytoplasm; cytosol. Lineage: Eukaryota; Fungi; Ascomycota; Sordariomycetes; Hypocreales; Hypocreaceae. Gene Ontology annotation, biological process: Mo-molybdopterin cofactor biosynthetic process; molybdenum incorporation into molybdenum-molybdopterin complex. The record is from RefSeq and is a predicted model, not a curated record. Gene Ontology annotation, molecular function: molybdopterin molybdotransferase activity. The transcript has 3 exons.